GCUUGGUGUCUCUGCUUUUUUUCUAGUUCUUUUCUAUAUUAUGUGUCACUUCACCUGAGAGCGAAGCUCUGUUAGCAAAAUAUGGCUUUUCCCUCGAUACAUAGAAUAUAUUUGUAUGUCCAAAUUGCAGUAUUUUUCAGACACACACAGAGAUAAAUGUGGCACUUUCAAAUCAGUUGUCUGUUAGAUUCCUAGAAAGCAACAUGUAUUAAAAUGUUCAAAUGUGUGAAUUGUGGGGUUAAUGGAGAAUAACAAGGUCUCUGAGGGCCACAUUCUGAAUCACAGUCUGAAAAUCAAUUUAUUAUUGAUAAGAAUAACCACAACACCACUUUUUAUAUAUUUUUAACAAGGUACAGUGAUAGGACACAGCCUUCCUGCAAAGCACAUCUAUUAUCUUUUGGAGGCCAUUCCCACGUGAAUUCAUACAGUUCUUAAGCUCAAUAAAAAGAAAAUAAAAAUGAUGAAAUAAAAAGCUUGCAGCUCAUAUACAUGGAUCAUUCCGGGACAUAUACUUUUCAGCACCACAAAUUUUAGAUUUUGUAUUCACUCUGAUCACUCUGUAUUAGUGAUCAUUGUGUGUUUUGUAAGAAAUCUAGGUUUAGGGAAGUAGCUGCAGUUUGAGGAAGUGAUUGCUGUCACUCUAAAAAUCCACUCUAUAGCUGUUGGUUCUCAUGGUACAACACACUAAAGGGAAACAAACAAGGGCAACGCACAUAUGCUUUAGUGUUCUUUAGCCUGACUUCACCAUGGCCAGAAGAUCUUUCAUAUACAUCAAUCCAGCUGUUAGGGCAGCACGUCUGCGUAGACGACACAGUGAUAAUUCAGAUUUAUUUGCAAUGAUUGAGCAGAUGCAGAACAGCAGAAUGGAUGAGCAGAGAUGCACACUUCCACCUCCUCUUAAAACAGAAGAAGAUUAUAUUCCAUAUCCAAGUGUUCAUGAGGUGCUGGGACGUAAACCCCCAUUUCCACUGAUUCUGUUGCCCCAGUUUGGUGGUUACUGGAUUGAGGGCACCAAUCAUGAGCUCAGUACCAUCCCAGCUGAGGAGGAGCCACCCCCAUGUCCAGCCUCCCAGAUUAAACUGGAGAGCAAUAGCAUAGCCAAAAUAUACAGGAAACAUUUCUUGGGCAAGGAGCACUUUAAUUAUUACUCUGUGGACACAGCGCUGGGACACCUUGUCUUUUCAGUGAAGUAUGACGUGAUUGGGGACCAAGAGCACCUCCGCUUACUGCUUAGGACCAAGUUUAAAACCUACCAUGAUGUGAUACCCAUUUCUUGCUUGACUGAGUUUCCCAACGUGAUACAAAUGGCAAAGCUUGUAUGUGAAGAAGUAAAUGUGGACAAAUUUUAUCCAGUCCUCUACCCGAAGGCUUCCAGACUCAUCGUAACCUUUGAUGAGCAUGUCCUACGCAACAACUUCAAGUUUGGAGUCAUCUAUCAGAAGCUUGGGCAGACAUCAGAAGAGGAGCUCUUUGGGAACAGUGAGGAGAGUCCAGCCUUUCUUGAGUUCCUUGAGUUUUUGGGGGAGAAGAUUGAGCUACAUGAUUUUAAAGGGUUUCGUGGGGGUCUUGACGUUACACAUGGCCAGACGGGAACUGAGUCAGUGUACCACAAGUUCCACAACAAGGAGAUUAUGUUCCAUGUGUCUACCAAACUACCCUACACUGAAGGAGACUCACAGCAGCUGCAGAGGAAGAGGCAUAUAGGAAAUGACAUUGUGGCUAUCGUGUUUCAAGAGGAAAACACACCGUUUGUUCCAGAUAUGAUUGCAUCCAAUUUUCUGCAUGCUUAUGUGGUGGUGCAAGUGGAGAAUGCCUGCACAGGCAAUGUCCUUUACAAGGUAUCAGUGACUUCAAGAAAUGAUGUGCCUUUCUUUGGGCCUGCUCUCCCAGACCCAGCCAUAUUCAGAAAAAGUUCAGAGUUCCAUGAGUUCCUCUUGACAAAACUCAUCAAUGCUGAGUAUUCCUGCUAUAAGGCUGAGAAGUUUGCUAAGCUGGAGGAGAGAACACGCUCUGCACUGCUGGAGACAUUGUAUGAGGAGCUGCAUGUGAACAGCCAGUGCAUGAUGGGAUUGGGAGGAGAAGAUGAAAAACUGGAGAAUGGAGGAGGAGGUGGAGGUGGUGGUUUCUUCGAGUCUUUUAAGAGAGUAAUUCGCAGUCGGAGUCAGUCAAUGGAUGCUAUGGGCCUGAGCAACAAGAAGCCCCACACUGUCUCUACCAGCCACAGCGGCAGCUUUACCCAUAAUCCCCCAGAUAUCCCAAAAACACCCGGCAUUUCUCUGAUCAUCCCCGGUAAGAGUCCGACACGAAAGAAAUCAGGUCCAUUUAGUUCCAGGAGGAGCAGUGCAAUUGGCAUUGAGAAUAUUCAGGAAGUCCAAGAGAGAAGCAGUAGAGAGGUGUCUCCCAGCACGCAAAAAAUGCCUGAUGGUGGCCAUGCCUUGUAUGAGCCCAAUACUGACUCUUCCAGUCACAGUUCACCUGAUAUACCUACUACCAGGACUAGUGCGGCUCUAUGUUGUAGAGCCCCGUCCAUUCCAGAGUCUCAUGAUCUGUCUAGGUCCUCGUCCAAUGCCAGCAGCUUCACAAGUGUGGUGGAGGAGAAUGACAAUGAGCCUGAGGCUACGGACGAUUAUGACACAGGACUGGAAAGCCUGUCUUCUGCUGGUACCCCUCACAAGCGGGACUCAUUCAGUAGCUGGUUGGAUGAAAGUCUAAGCAGCGUUAGCCAACGCAGCCAACCUGUCGUCUCUCGACAGCUGUCUGACCCCAUUCGACCCAGAACACAAAGACAGCACUCUGCUUCAAACUGCUAGGCUUUCUCCUCAGAUUACUUCAUGAAUGUCCAUCAGCAGUACUCCCAAAGGCAGCUCCUAAAGAAACUAAAGCCGGCUCCUAUAGAGACCCGCUGCAAAAGGAGAGCUGUCAGUCACAGGGCCUGUGGCCAAGAAUUCCUUGUUUUGAGGGCUUGCAUCGUUUUGUUUGCAUCAUGCGACUGAACAUGCUUUUCAGCAUGCCUUUGGGCCUAAGGAGGUUAUGAAGGUGCCAAUGGUAACAGCCUGAGGAGUGCAUUUUUAUGGUUAUUUGUCUGCCUGCAAUAACAGGAAAGGGUGUUAUGGCUUUAACCAGAAAUAUCAUACCUUUUGUGUCUAUUUUUCUGUUUCUAUCUGUCAGUCACUCAUUCUGUGAUUUCUGUGUGGCAUUAAGCGCAACACAGAGUACUGGUGGUUCUAAUUUUGUCUACUUCUUUGUUGGUGUGUAUUUAUUUAUUCAGAAUCAUAACAGCAGGCAGCCUGUCACUCACAGGGACACAGCGGCCUAGGGAAAACCACAUCCUAAAAAGAAUUAUUCAAAGAUUUAAACAGAACUGAACAUCCUUUUUUUGUGCUGCAAAACACCCAUGAAUGAACAGGUACAGCAGUGCAACAGAAUUGUGCAUAAGCUGUUCUCUUCGGUUUUUUAACAGCAGUACAUUUUGUAUUCUUUUCACCAGUUUUGUGAUUUUGUGAAUAUCUAUAAAUGUUAUUCGUUGUUAAAUGAAAUGACGUGAUGGAAUAUACAAACAAUUUACUAUAUUGUCAGGUGAGUAAUUGUUGCUAACAAGUAAUGCUAUGUAUAAUAAGUUAUAGUAUUUAUUUAAUUUUUAAAAAAGUAUUUAUGGGUGUUUUUAUGCACAUUAUACUUUUCACAACUUUGAUUUCUGCAGUAUUUGUAUUUGCAUUGGAGACAAGUUCAGACUUUGAGAUUGUGAUGGAUGUAGUGUGUAGUUGCACACACCUGACUCUUUUGUAACUGCAGAGCACUUGAGGUUCACUAUUCACUGUGCUGUCUACUGUGAGACGUUUUCAAGUUGCCUUCUAUAGCUUUAUGCUCUCUAUGUGAAAUCCUACUGCAUCCUGCAGAAGGCACCAAUGAAAUUUGAAUGUAAAUAAUAACGUGAUUGGGUAAAUAUAUGAUUUUCAGUAAAAGAAAAUGAUUAAACACAAUCAUAGUUAACGAAAUCCUCAAGCAGGUUUCAAUCUCUAUCUUCUCUAUUUAUGGUAUUUUCCCCAUACAGGGAAAUGUGACAGAAUUAUGUGGUAAUUGCACACCUGCUUCAUAUGCAGUCAAUAGAGAUGAGGUUGAAUUGUUUCUUUAAGAAAAUACAUUUUCAGCUAUGACUUCUAGAAGACUAGGAUUUGAUUCACAUUCACUUUAAUGCUGCUGUGAUUUGGUUAACUGUAAAAAAAAGUCACGUUUUUUUUUUUUUUUAAAUCAAGCAACUGUAUUUGUCUCAAAGAACAUUUUUUGUCUAUCAAAGUAUGUAACUUAUUGUUUGUACAGUGUAAAAAUAACAUUUUGAUUAAAUGUAAAUCUGCUCCAUUAUUACUAUUACCAGGUGAAAUUCAAGGUUUGUGUAAUGUUCACUUUCAGAUUUGUGUGUAUUACUGAACACCACUCAUUUGUGUUUGGAAGUGAAGUCACUUGUGUCUGUGCUGCAAGGAAAAUGCUUGAAUUUUCUCGACAUUUGGUGAAUCUUUCAAAGUGAAAAGUGUGCCCUCCAGUGCUAGAGUCUUGUUAGUACACUGCCGAUGUCAAGCUGCUUAUCAAACUGUUUUCAGAUUGCCGUGUUUUGCUUGCACAUAACCACAAGUUACCGUUUAGCACAAAUUCAUUUUCAACAGGCUGAUAUUACUUAAUAAAAAUUAUUGUCAGAUUUUCCUUUAAA
This is a messenger RNA of Hemibagrus wyckioides, 4702 nucleotides long. RefSeq names its product RAP1 GTPase activating protein b (gene rap1gapb). Gene Ontology annotation, biological process: activation of GTPase activity; regulation of small GTPase mediated signal transduction. The record is from RefSeq and is a predicted model, not a curated record. Gene Ontology annotation, molecular function: GTPase activator activity. The coding region runs from base 747 to 2810 and encodes 687 amino acids. NCBI's taxonomy places the organism in Eukaryota, Metazoa, Chordata, Actinopteri, Siluriformes, Bagridae. The transcript has 23 exons. Gene Ontology annotation, cellular component: cytoplasm.